This is a messenger RNA of Histoplasma capsulatum G186AR, 1770 nucleotides long. RefSeq lists its product as uncharacterized. The transcript is spliced from 2 exons. The record is from RefSeq and is a predicted model, not a curated record. The coding region runs from base 1 to 1770 and encodes 589 amino acids. Lineage: Eukaryota; Fungi; Ascomycota; Eurotiomycetes; Onygenales; Ajellomycetaceae.
AUGGCAACUCCGGUACGGCGGUCGGCCCGUCUCAGAUCUACAACUCCAGCAAGCGAGCCCCAAAAGCAAGCUUCGAAGCCUUCUACCAAACUUAUUUCGGUUGUAGAACGCGAGGAAAGCCUGGACAUGUGUUCCCCUCAAAAUAGCCGGACUCUUCUCGCAACGCCAGCUACGGGAUCUCAUACCAAUCCAUCUAUUAUGAAAACUCCAAAAACGGCAGGAGCAUUAAAACCAAGCCUGGCAGAGAUGCAUCCUAGCAAGGUACACCAAAACACCUCAAAAAAGCCUGACUCAGGAGCUCGUUUGGGUUUUAAACCCAUCCCGAUGGAUUCCCCCUGCCAUCCGCGAAACCCGUCAACCCCAACUCCGACAAAAUCCAGAUUGCCAGCAGCAGAUCAGCUCAAUUCUCCCAACUUUAGCAUGCUGUUCUCCUGUGAGGAUUCGCAGCUUAGCGAAGAAGCCAAGAAGCUCAUGGAGAAUAUUCGCGAAGACGCGUCCAGGAUUAAGGCACAGAUGAUAAUUGAACAAAACUCACAGGAAUGCAAAAAUACUGAGACCGAGCCAACGCUUGAGGUUAGAAAGAUUGCGAAAGCAAGAGGGAAAGCAGGCCGGUUCAGCAAUGCUCACAUGGCAGAAUUCAGAAAGAUGGAUUCGAUUACAGGACACCCUUCAUUAUUCAGGGCGCGCCAGGACAAGAUUCAUCCCUCACCAGUUAAAUCAUCUCUCAAGAGAACCAGCUCCAAAGCUUGCCUUGAUGAGACAUCUUCUCCUGAGAAAUCGGGAACUGUCUUCACGUCUCCUGGAAAGACAAUGUCAAAUAAUCCAGUCAAGCGUUCGAAGUCUUCCGGCUUCGCCAGCACACCGGCUCGGGUACCUUUACCCAAAGCCUCACUCGAACCCAAACCAGGACAACAUGGUCCGCGGUCUUUAAUUACCCCUAAGAAGCCAAUGAUUGCCCGGGCAUCAAGCGCGAAGCAAAUCAACACUACCAAAAUUCCGAGCUUUCCCCGCUCCCCGUCAACCAAGUCAAUUGUUGCCCCACGAACUCCUCAAACAGAGUUCAAUCCCAAAUUGAAAACCGGACUACCAAGUCUUACCAACCUGAAAUCAAUUCUCAGGCAACGUCAACCCCUUUUCUCCACCGACCCUGUUAAGAUUGCUGCAGGUACCCAUGUUGCGCCGCCCACUAAGAUUUUUGACAUACAGGUGGAGGGCUCCACUGCAAAAAAGCAUGUCGAUUUUUCCGCCAGCACGAAACUCCGACAUGCCUUCUCAGAUACUUCUCCAACUCCUUCCAAAAUUUUAGCUAGGGAGCCAGCAGAAUCAGGUGUAAUUUCCUAUCCCACUCUUCCACUAACAACACCCCCGAAAGCCAGUAAAGUUUCAAAUAUUACUUCUGAAAACAAAAGAAGCCCUACAAUCAGAGCAGUGAGGACAUCUGAAGUUCAAUAUCCUUGCCCGUCGCUUCCAAACCACACAAUCAUUCCGCACGGUAUUAUAAACAAAAAACGGCGACGCGAUGAAAACGAUGACGAAGAUCUUGAAAACAAAAUUUUGGAGAACUCAAAGGAAGAUGAGCGGAGUCAAAAGAGGCUGAAGCCUAACCCUACUCUCGUCACAAACGUUCAUACACCAAGCCCGAUCAAGAACAGUCCAAUGCGACGCGUGGCCCAGGGAACUGGAUCCCACAGUCGAUCAACUCAGAAAAAUAGAGGUAUCUUAACCAUGAGCCGCCUAAAUAUGCUUUCGAAACCGAAAGCAAGACGCUAG